Messenger RNA from Diprion similis, 1235 nucleotides. It is a transcript of the gene SelT, whose product is annotated as thioredoxin reductase-like selenoprotein T homolog CG3887. The transcript is spliced from 4 exons. The record is from RefSeq and is a predicted model, not a curated record. Gene Ontology annotation, cellular component: endoplasmic reticulum membrane. Gene Ontology annotation, molecular function: thioredoxin-disulfide reductase (NADPH) activity. The coding region runs from base 132 to 728 and encodes 198 amino acids. Gene Ontology annotation, biological process: cell redox homeostasis. Lineage: Eukaryota; Metazoa; Arthropoda; Insecta; Hymenoptera; Diprionidae.
UGUGACCAUGAAUUGACUCUACACUCUAAGUUGACUGGUGUCGUCCCUUGUCGAAAUUUGCAAAACUAUCGCGUGAACUCGUGAGAGGUUAACUUUAUUGAGUGUUGAUUUGUUUAAAAGUUAGCUUUAUUAUGUACGGUCUAAAGUUAGGUUUGUCGUUUUUAAUAAUAAUCUGUGCCUUGGGCACACACGCAGGUGCAAACAGCGAUAGCGAUGGCGAUAUCCCGCUAUCCAGGAUUCGGGGCAGCGCCGGACCAACGCUAAAAUUUUUCUACUGUUAUUCGUGUGGCUACAGAAAGGUAUUUGACGACUAUGUCAAUAUUCUGCAACAGAAAUAUCCUGGACUGAAUAUCGAUGGAGAGAAUUUUAAUCCAGCUGGCUACAAGCUAUUUUUGGCGAAAUUUUUGGGCAUGUCUAAAAUCCUGGUGAUCAUCAUAAUAUUAUGCGGCAUAAAUGUAUUUGCCCCGUUAGGCAUUCGUCAGCCAUCUUGGUGGCAAUGGUGUACUGAUAAUCGUCUCUAUGCCUGCAUGAUGCUCUUCUUUCUCUGCAAUGCAAUUGAAGGACAGUUAAUUGCAUCAGGGGCAUUUGAGAUCCUACUCAAUGAUGUUCCUGUGUGGUCUAAGCUAGAAACUGGACGAAUACCGCAGCCUCCAGAACUUUUUCAAAUCAUAGACAGUCACAUGCAAUUUGGAACAAUGGCUGUUGAACAUGACGGCUUUGGUAAAUAAUGAUGAGUCUGAUAACCACUAUUGUCAAAGAAAAACAAAAAAUGUUUUAUAUAAUUACGUAUCUAGAUAACGGAAAGUAUAACCUGUUCAGUUUACCACAUGUUAUACUACUUUGCAGAAGCGAUAGUAGACAAUCUAUGAUUUAUCUUUAAAUGAUUUUAAUAUCGUUUCGCUCAUCGAAGUUCACAUUGCAUUUACUGUUGCUCCGGAAUAGUAAUUCCUGUUAAAUCUGAAGUCAGUUUAUUGGUGUAUCAUUAACGGAAUUUUUUGAUGUCUCAAGUGUAUUGGGGCAUCCUAUUUUGGUCUAAGGAUAAUUUACCAAGGGGUUGAGGUGGUAGAUGACUGUAUUAUAUUUGUACUACUAGACAAAUGAAUUUGUAAUUGUCAUGUUAUCAAUCUUGAGUAAUUCUUUUAUUGUCUUUAAGUGUAGCAUAAGAUUCCGUGUACAUAUACGUGUGUUCGUUAACGAACACUUGUCAAAUGUUGUAUUAUAUUUCUUAUCAACUA